Molecule: messenger RNA, 2662 nt
Organism: Rana temporaria (common frog)
Lineage: Eukaryota; Metazoa; Chordata; Amphibia; Anura; Ranidae
Gene: RAPSN
Product: receptor associated protein of the synapse
Exons: 8
Coding region: 534-1793 (419 amino acids)
Biological process (GO): chemical synaptic transmission
Cellular component (GO): synapse
Molecular function (GO): acetylcholine receptor binding; protein-membrane adaptor activity
Source: RefSeq, a predicted model, not a curated record
GAGAUAUUUUUAUACAGCUUCUCUCUCCUUGGGAGGGGUAGAGCCGGGGAAAACGAAACACACCACAGUUGCGGCGUUGGGAGACAAGGGGCCUUUUAAAUUUGGAUCUUACUGCAUGUUUCUGUUAAUGGGUAGAGGGUGGGCUUUUGGUGAGGCUCCAUUUCUGACCUUGAGUCACUAGUGCUGGCAUUCCUUUGAAGAGACGAGCCGCAGAUUGGCAGGGACAGCUGUGCCCAGCACCGGGGGGGCUGGGACCCAAGCUGGAUGAAUCUCACAACCUAGGCGUGUGCAUUUACACUUCCAAGCUGGGUUCCUCUGUUUUCCCACCAGGGUUCUUAUUCGUGUUCAAUUGCAGGUCAGAAUUACAAGUUCCCUUUAGGAAGACUGUGUCCUUCGGGCAGAUUUAUCACCUGUUUAUCUAAUCUGUCAGCUCUGGAAACUCCAGUCCCUUGGAAACGAUGGCCUUUGGUUUGCUGUAGUCUUUCUUGUUGUUCCCUUUUUGGAUUCUAGUGGUUGUGUGUGCGCUGGAUUUUAUGAAACUUCUGGGCGUGGAAAUGGGUCAGGACCAAACCAAACAGCAGAUCCAGAAAGGACUUCAGCUUUACCAGUCUAACCAGACAGAGAAAGCUUUGCAGGUUUGGACUAAAGUGUUGGAAAAGACCACAGAUGCGGCAGGCAAGUUUCGAGUUCUUGGUUGCCUUAUUACUGCGCAUUCAGAGAUGGGAAGGUAUAAAGACAUGCUAAAGUUUGCAGUGAUCCAGAUAGACACAGCUCGGGAGCUGGAGGAUCCAGACUUCUUGACGGAAAGCUACUUGAAUUUAGCCCGCAGCAAUGAAAAGCUGUGCGAAUUUCAGAAGACCAUCUCCUACUGCAAGACGUGUCUGAACAUGCAGGGGACAUCUGUCAGCCUGCACCUGAAUGGACAGGUGUCGCUGAGCCUGGGGAAUGCCUAUCUGGGCCUCAGCGUGUUCCAGAAGGCCUUGGAAUGCUUUGAGAAGGCCCUGAGAUAUGCUCAUAACAAUGACGACAAGAUGCUGGAGUGUCGGGUCUGCUGCAGCCUGGGGGGCUUCUACACCCAGCUCAAGGACUUUGAGAAGGCCCUCUUCUUUCCAUGUAAGGCAGCUGAACUGGUUAAUGACUAUGGGAAAGGCUGGAGUCUGAAAUACAGAGCGAUGAGUCAAUACCACAUGGCUGUGUCAUAUCGUAAGCUCGGUCGUUUAACAGAUGCGAUGGAGUGUUGCGAGGAGUCAAUGAAGAUAGCAAUGCAACACGGGGAUCGUCCACUUCAAGCUCUCUGCCUCCUGUGCUUUGCUGACAUCCACAGAAGUCAUGGGGACGUUGAGAAAGCAAUUCCACGAUAUGAUUCUUCUAUGGGCAUCAUGACGGAAAUUGGUAAUCGCUUAGGUCAAACGCAAGUGCUGAUGGGAGUCGCCAAGUGUUGGCUACACCAAAAGGAAAUGGACAAGGCCCUGGAUGGACUCCAGAAAGCCCAGGAGUUGGCAGAAGAGAUUGGCAAUAAGCUUUGCCUGUUGAAAGUUCACUGUUUAAGUGAGAUCAUCUGUCGUACAAGACAGCAGCAGCGGGAACUCCGCACUCAUGUCGUCAGGUUCCACGAGUGUGUGGAGGAGAUGGAGCUGUAUUGUGGAAUGUGUGGGGAAUCUAUCGGGGAGAAGAAUUGCCAACUCCAGGCAUUGCCCUGUUCCCACGUCUUUCACCUCCGCUGUCUACAAACCAAUGGAUCUCGUGGUUGUCCCAACUGUCGCCGAUCUUCUGUGAAACCGGGCUUUGUGUGAAUCAGAGGAGCGCUUUUUUCCAAUAUUUACCGAAACUCCAGGACCAGUAUGAAUCAGAGCAGCUGUGCAAAUAGAACAUUGUUGGUCUCUGAGCUUGUCUUGUUGCCAACACCAUAAUCUUGGUGCUACACUCGCACUACCUGCAGCUAUCCUGCCCCUGUCAUACAUAACCUGUUUGUGAAAUCCAAAGGACAAUGAAGAAGCCAGCAAACUCUACAAUGUAUGUACACUGGACUUAUUUUUUCUUGUAAUUUUUUUUUAAUAUAUUUUGUACUUUUCCAUUGAACAGGAAAAUGCUUGAUCGACUUUUUAUAAACUUUGCCUUUUCAAAGUCUAAGAUUGGUGGCGUACACUCAGCUUGGGCUUAGCCGUGAUCUGCAGAGCAAAGCAUGAUGGGGCAUAAGGCCACCAGAAAUACCACCAGGCCAUUAAGGUAUGCUAGUUUAACAUUUUAUUCUAAUUAUACAACAUUAUUUUAAAGAAUUAAUAGUGUUUGAGAGUUGUAUCUUUAAGUUUAUAAACCUUUUCUACAAUCUGCCACCGUUCCAGUCUUCAUGGACUAAUUUACUAAAAUGUAGGAAUGGAUCCACCAUGUAUAUGAAGAGCAGAAUAUAACGAAUGACUGCUUUUGGCUUUACGAAGGGAAAAGGAUGCCAUGUGCGUUCAAAGCCUGAACAGGACUGAAUCACUAAGCGGUUUCUUUAUUCCAUACUUCCACAAAGGCCUGUGGACAUUAGAAGUGAUUUUUUUCGUCCUCUCCGGCAUUUGUGUGGUGCUGCUCUACAUGUCCACAUCUCUUUCUCUGAAGAAAGGGCUUUUAUGUUCCACAAGCCUACCUCCCUCUGUAAAUAAAAUAUGCUGUGUAUUUC